Molecule: messenger RNA, 3547 nt
Organism: Lytechinus pictus (painted urchin)
Lineage: Eukaryota; Metazoa; Echinodermata; Echinoidea; Temnopleuroida; Toxopneustidae
Exons: 4
Coding region: 145-663 (172 amino acids)
Source: RefSeq, a predicted model, not a curated record
UUUUCUUUCCGCUCCAAUCAUUCGAUCUGAUGACAUUGUUAUUGUCAGUAGUUCGUGUCUGAAAUACUAUCAUGAAACCAUGCUAACAACUUGUUAAUAUGCCCGUGCCUGGAAGUGGAUAAUUUUGCGCUAUUCGAAGGAAAUAUGUAUCGUGCAGCUGCUUUGAAGGCCACAAAAGGGCUAGACUACGCUGCAUUAAUCAGAGACGAGAUCGCCCAAUGGGAGAGAGGACAGACUUUGCGAGUCGCUCGGAUAUCCGAGAAGUGCUGCAAGCGAGAUGUCCGUGGAAAGGGGGAGGGUUUCUGCUACAAGUGUAACCGCAAAUGGACAAGUAUCUACACGCAUAUCACUAUCAACUUCAAAUCUCCUGACUCUUUGGUACGAUGGCGUCAGAAAUGCUCAAGGUGCAACCUAUUAUGCAAGAUGAAGAUGCCAGAAGAAGAAUUCAGAAAAAAGACAAGAUAUGCAAUCGAGAGCAUGGAGAGGUGCCAUCAGGGGAUAUUUAGGGUCCCUAAGACAGAUGAGGAAACGAAAUCAACACCGCCACACAAGUGUCUUCUUUGUGAGAAGUGUGGUUUUGGGUCCGGGCCUUGCUGCAUGCUGCGGCCCCCAAAGAAAGGCCAGCAAGUGAUUCCUUGCAAAAUCAAAGUCAGGGCUUCCUAAACAUGUUAUGAAAUCAAAAGGAAUUCGUUUCAUAUUAUAUAGUUCUGUUUUCUACUGUAGAAGAAAAAAAAUAUAUGAAAAAAUAUUUUGUAAGGUUAAAUUUUGGUUCAUGUAUGUUUAUAACAUCUCCAGUGUUGUUUUAUUUUCUGUUAGCAAUAUAUCAUGCAAAUUGAAGUGCAAAGACAAUUUAGUUCUUGAUAAAACGAUGUAUAUUUUGAUAUUUUAAGGAACAUAAUAAUUAUAAUCAUACACAAGUUUCGUGUGUCUUCUCAAGACCUCGUUACAAAAGUAAGUAAAAUAGAAAAAUUGAGGGAAGAGAAAGAGUAAAUUUGGAAUGAUUAUUCUCAUUAUCGCUAUCAUAUUACUAUAAAUUUAUUCGUAUUUAGCUUGUUUCCUUUACUCCUGAAAGGAUUAACAUUAUCAGUUCCUUUUUUUAGAGAGAGAAAGAAAUAAAAAGAGAAAUCCUCAUUGAAGCACUAUUAUUUUCAGGCACUUCAAACUUUAUUUUCAAUAUUUGAGUCUCGUUCAGCAUGAUAAAUAGCGGCACCCAAGUUAGUUUUGAAUUGAGAAAUAGGAAACAGGGUUUUUAUUUUAUUGGAAUCUACUUAAGCAUAAUUAUAUCCACCACUGCCAAAUUAGGUAUUGCAUCAUGUAUAUGUGUGAUUAUAAUGAUCAAGGCAUAUUAAUUGGCAUUUCUACUGUAAGAUCUUGUCAAUUCUCUCAUUCAAAAUAUGAAACAUGGACCUGCUUUUUGAUAUUUUUUAUUGAUGUGACGAAGGACAAAUACUUAUAAUUGUACAAUAUCCAAUACAAAAUCUACCAUCCUUUGAGUAAAAGGUUGGCGUUUGGGUUUAUGUUUUCUUUAUUAUUCCUUUUUCGUUCAUACGAUUCGUUACGUUUCGUUUUAUUCGGGUUUUUUUUUCAUACACUCUAAAACACGAAAGGCAAAAAGGGUGGAAAGGGCAGAGGAGAGACGGCGUUUUAGACCCUUAUUACAAAGCUGUCACUCCUCGACCUUUUUAAAAGUUGAUUUACCCCCCCCCCCCUUUCAGCCAGUCAUUUUUAGAGUGUAUGAUUCGUUUUGUUUCGUAUAUGAUUCAUUUCAUUCACAUGAUUCGUUUUGUGCCAUAUUGAUUCAUUUUGUUUCCAUUUCGCUUCUCAUGAUUCUUUUUGUUACAUAAUUUAUAAUUGGUUUUGUUUCAUAAUUUUGAUUCUUUUUUAUGUGAUUCGUUUUGGUUUAUAUAAUUCGUUUUGUUUCAUAUGAUUCAUUUUGUUUCAUUAUGGUUCCUUUUCGUUUCAUAAUAUGGUUCGUUUGGUUGCAUACGAUUUGUUUUGUUUCGUACGACGUUCGCUUUUGUGUCUGUUUUGUUUAUAUACGUAAUUUAUUGCAGAUUGUGUUAGUCGUACAUCCUGUUUCAAAUAUGUUUAAAUGAGAUAAUAAAUAAAGUGGAAUAAUAUAUUGAUUUAUAUACAAAAUAAAUGAAUACAUUUAACGGGUACUGUACACUGCAAAAACUCCGAUGCUGAUUUAACACCAGCCCGGAAUAUAUAUCUGUCCACACCAGAGAAGAGUUAAACAACACCAGUUUGGAUUUGGUCUAACACCAGAUAUGUGAUUAUACAACAGCAAUUAGUAUUAAAACAGCAUCGGUUUGAUUCCAAACUGGUGUUAUUUCAAUACUUCUCUGGUGUGGACAGAUAUAGAUUCCAGGCUGGUGUUAAAUCAACACCAGAGUUUUUGCAGUGUAUGUAAAUACGAAUUACGACAUAGUCAUUAAUAUUUUAAGUAUUCAAAUAUUUGUUAACUUUCAGUAUAAGGGUAUAUUGUGAUCAUCAUUUUGAUCAUCAUUAUUUUGAUCAUCAUUAGUUUAUUAAGAAGAUGUAUGUUUCUUGUUUUUGGCCUCUAUAUACUAAAACUUGCUUGGGAUAUACAAGGACUUACCCUGUUAACAUAGAAGAAGGUAUAUAGGUUAUAGUGUUCAUACCCUAUAGGUGGCAGCAUUCAAACUAAUAAAUCGUAUCAUUGACGCUGUUACAAUGAAUCUCUGCUUCGAGAGUCGAAGAAUGAAUGAAGAGACGCUUGGCAGAUAUCACUGAAUAUAUAGUCAAUCCAACAUACAUGAUUAAUUUUUAAAAAGGUUCAUUAUUUAUAAUUAUUAUAUCAGACUGAUAUAAACUCUGUAAUUAUUCCUUUGCUUUGUUUUCAAUCACAGUAAAAAAUUUGGUGUUAUAAACCGAGAACCACUCCAGUCAUUUUACUCCGGUGUUUAGCUCAACACCAAUGGAUGUAAUUUUUGGUGUUUAUCUUCAAACUAUAUAUUAGGUGUAAUUUUAACACCUUAGACCUCUAGGAACACCAACUGGUGUCAAUAUAACACCUGGUCUAGGCUUGUAUGUUUUCUUUUCGAAAAUGUAUAAUGCAGAAAUUCUUUAAAUGAUUACGACUUGUUUUUCUGAUUCGCCUAUACAGUCAUGUAUGUGUUGCAUAAGUGAUGUAAAUAGCUUAUGUAGGCAAAGUAAACGUGGUGAUAAAAAAAGUACAUUUGCAUGUAAUUGUCAACAAUUUGCAUUUCUUCAACGGACUGCAUUUUCAUCUUUUUAUUUUUCAUUUUUCAUCUCGUCUUUAUACUUUGUAAUAAGUGAUGUUUAUUUCGUAGACGAACCAUUUUUUAUUCCGAGGAUCUGUGAUCUUGUCUAUAUAUCAUUGAACUGUUAUGUUUGUCAAAGACAUUUGUUUACGAUUAUGAACAUAUCAAGUUACAACAGUGUUCAUUGAACUUUGUUAUGAAUUGUGUUUUCAUCAGAUUAGAGUCGGAUUUUUUCUUUGUUAGGUGUCUUGGUUUGCCCAUUACUUUGAGUAAAUAAAUCUUGCCAGAAAUACAAA